AAACGUGGUUUUCGUCAUCCGUUGUUGGAGCUAACGAACACUCUCUGAUUAGCCAAACAAUGAGACCCCCGAGAGGCGGCGGACGCGGCGGCGGUUUCAGAGGUGGGCGGGACGGUGGCGGUCGUGGCUUCGGAGGACGAGGCGGCGGUGGUCGUGGCUUCGGAGGACGAGGCGGCGGCGGAUUUCGCGAUGAAGGACCACCCUCCGAAGUCGUAGAGGUGUCGACGUUUUUGCAUGCAUGUGAGGGAGAUGCAGUGACAAAGCUUACUAAUGAGAAAAUUCCUUUUUUUAAUGCUCCUAUAUAUCUCCAAAACAUGACUCAGAUUGGCAAAGUUGAUGAAAUAUUUGGUCCCAUCAACGAAGCUUACUUUUCAAUUAAAAUGAUGGAAGGGAUUGUUGCUACUUCAUAUUCAUCCGGUGACAAGUUUUAUAUUGACCCAAGGAAACUGCUGCCUCUUGCAAGAUUUCUUCCGCAACCGAAGGGACAAGCACAAGCUGCUGGAGGUGGUGGCAGAGGAGGUCGAGGUGGAGGCAGAGGUGGCCGUGGAGGAGGGGGCGGUGGUUUUCGUGGAAGGGGUGGUCCAAGGGGUGGGAGAGGUGGUCCUCCUAGGGGUGGGCGUGGUGGUGGUUUCAGGGGAAGGGGGAGAUCAUAG
Molecule: messenger RNA, 653 nt
Organism: Abrus precatorius (Indian licorice)
Lineage: Eukaryota; Viridiplantae; Streptophyta; Magnoliopsida; Fabales; Fabaceae
Product: putative H/ACA ribonucleoprotein complex subunit 1-like protein 1
Exons: 4
Coding region: 60-653 (197 amino acids)
Biological process (GO): ribosome biogenesis; snoRNA guided rRNA pseudouridine synthesis
Cellular component (GO): box H/ACA snoRNP complex
Molecular function (GO): box H/ACA snoRNA binding
Source: RefSeq, a predicted model, not a curated record